UCUAGCGUGACGCGACAUCCCGACUAUUACUUCUACGACGGUUCUCUGGCGGUCUUGAUUGAAAACACACUCUUUCGCAUCUUUGCUUCAACACUCACGAGACAUUCACGAUAUUUCCACGAUUUGCCAGAAUUGCAGUUUCCUAUUGGAAAGGGCACGCGGGGUGUGGGCCAGUCAGAUGACAACCCACUUGUCCUCGAUGCUUCAUGCAUUGAUUUUGAACGACUGUUAUGGAUUUUGUACCCUCCCCGAUUUGGUGGCUACCAUCCAACCACUGCAGCCGAAUGGACGUCCAUUCUGCACCUCUCGACGCUGUGGUCCUUUGCGGACAUUCGUGCGCUCGCGAUCGAGUCGCUGCAGACGCUCCCGAUGCACCCCGUCGACAAGGUCGUGCUUUCGCACAAGUACGGCAUUCGCGCCCGGUGGACGCUCGACGCGUACGUGGAGCUUUGCGAGCGCGCGGAUGCGCUCAGCGUCGAAGAAGCGCGGCGACUGGGGCUCGAGACCGCGAUGCGCGUCGUGCAGGUGAGGGAGAGGAUAUAUCGG
Heterobasidion irregulare TC 32-1 is the source of this 546-nucleotide messenger RNA. RefSeq lists its product as uncharacterized. NCBI's taxonomy places the organism in Eukaryota, Fungi, Basidiomycota, Agaricomycetes, Russulales, Bondarzewiaceae. The transcript has 3 exons. The record is from RefSeq and is a predicted model, not a curated record. The annotation marks the transcript as partial.